UGGCCUGGCAGAGCCCCGACUGGAGGUGCUUCGGGUGAGCCAGCUGCGGGGAGGGCCAGCAGGCGGGUCUUUGCGAAACAGGACACGGCUCAGCUCCCCUUACCCACAGCCACCCAGGGCCUCACGGGCGUGCCCAUCCGAGGACUGUGAUGCUGGGCAGGAGGAGAAAGGACUGGUCCUGCUCGUUGAUCGUGGCGUCUCUCGUGGGCGCCUUCGGCUCCUCCUUCCUCUACGGGUACAACCUCUCGGUGGUGAACGCCCCGACUCCGUACAUCAAGGCCUUUUACAACGAGUCAUGGGAAAGAAGGCGUGGACAUCCCAUAGACUUGGACACUCUGACUCUGCUCUGGUCUGUGACCGUGUCCAUAUUCGCCAUCGGUGGACUCGUGGGAACGUUCCUGGUGAAGCUGAUCGGGAAAUUUCUUGGGAGGAAGAACACUUUGCUGGUCAACAAUGGGUUUGGGAUUUCUGCCGCAUUGCUGAUGGCCUGUUCUCUCCCAGUUGGAGCCUUGGAAAUGCUCAUCAUGGGACGUUUCAUCAUGGGCGUGCACGGAGGCAUCGCCCUCAGCGCGCUCCCCAUGUACCUGAGUGAGAUCUCACCCAAGGAGAUGCGCGGCUCGCUGGGGCAGGUGACUGCCAUCUUCAUCUGCGUCGGUGUCUUCGUGGGGCAACUGCUGGGCCUCCCGGAGCUGCUGGGAAAGGAGAGCACCUGGCCAUAUCUGUUUGGAGUGAUUGUCAUCCCCGCCUUGGUCCAGCUGGUGAGCCUGCCCUUUCUGCCCAAGAGCCCGUGCUACCUACUCUUGGAGAAGCAUGACCAGGAGGGAGCUGAGAAAGCCUUCCGGACAUUCCUGGGCAAAGAGGACGUCUCCCGCGAGGUGGAGGAGGUCCUGGCGGAGAGCCGCGUGCAGAGGAACAUCCAGCUGGUAUCCGUGCUGGAGCUGCUCAGGAGUCCCUUCGUCCGCUGGCAGCUCAUCACCGUGGUCAUCUCCAUGGCCUGCUACCAGCUCUGCGGCCUCAAUGCGAUUUGGUUCUACACCAACAGUAUCUUUGGAAAAGCUGGAAUCGCCCCAGAAAAGAUCCCAUACAUCACCUUGAGCACAGGUGGCACUGAGAUUCUGGCUGCCAUCUUCUCUGGCUUGGUCAUCGAGCGCAUGGGACGGAGACCCCUCCUCAUUGGCGGCUUUGGGCUGAUGGCCCUCUUCUUUGGGAUCCUCACUAUUACACUGAUGCUGCAGGACCACGCACCCUGGAUCCCUUACCUGAGUAUCGUGUGCAUUCUGGCCAUCAUCGCCGCCUUCUGCAGUGGGCCAGGUGGCAUUCCCUUCAUCCUGACCAGCGAGUUAUUCCAGCAAGCCCAGCGGCCAGCUGCCUUCACCGUGGUGGGCACUGUCAACUGGCUCUCCAACUUCGCCAUCGGCCUCCUCUUCCCAUUCAUUCAGAAAAGUCUGGACACCUACUGUUUCCUGGUUUUUGCUGCAAUCUGCUUCGCAGGUGCUCUCUAUUUGUAUUUUGUCCUGCCUGAGACCAAAAACAGAACCCAUGAAAAAAUCAGCCAGGCAUUCGCCAAAAGGAACAAGGCAUACCCACCAGAGGGGAAAACUGACUCAUCGGUAACUGAUGAUAAGACGAACAUACAGCCUGAACCAGACUCCUCCUCUGCACUGGAGAAAUGAGUCAAAAAACAGGUUGUCUGAAUGG
This is a messenger RNA of Dama dama (fallow deer), 1698 nucleotides long. RefSeq names its product solute carrier family 2 member 9 (gene SLC2A9). The record is from RefSeq and is a predicted model, not a curated record. The coding region runs from base 150 to 1673 and encodes 507 amino acids. Gene Ontology annotation, biological process: monosaccharide transmembrane transport. Gene Ontology annotation, cellular component: membrane. The transcript is spliced from 12 exons. Lineage: Eukaryota; Metazoa; Chordata; Mammalia; Artiodactyla; Cervidae. Gene Ontology annotation, molecular function: hexose transmembrane transporter activity.